UUAUCUUUAAAUAUUCUAGCAAUUUAUAGCUGAUAAAAAGACUGAAAGAUUGGUGCUCUCACUGUGUGUGAAAUACAUGAAUGGCCCGUGUUCGUGGAAGGGCGAACUGAGAGAUAAAAAGAAGCACCUGACGAAAUGCGACCAUGAGGUGAUCAAGUGUGUGUUUGACGGAUGCGACACGAGACUCGCCAGAAACUGGAUGGAGAAGCACGAAGAGACCUGUGAAUGGAAAAUAGUCACGUGCGAAUUCUGCGAUGUGCCUUACCCCAAGAGAGAGGAGGAGACGGUGAAGCACCGGGGUGAUUGUCCACUUGCCAUUCUUCCGUGCAAAUUCAGCGAUAUCGGCUGCACGUUUGAGGGUCGUCAGCAUGCACACGUGGCUCAUUGUGAGAACGCCCUCCAGGCCCACCUCGAUAUGGCUUGCGGCACGAUCCGUGACAACAACAAGGAGAUUCGUAAGAACAAUAAGGAGAUCCGUGACAACAAUAAAGAAAUAGAAACUCUCCACAAAGAACUCAAUACUGCUAACCAGACAAUACGUGAGUUGAAGGGGCAAAUGGCAAAACUUGUUGGAACGUUCGUUUGGAGGAUUUGCGACUACAAAGAUCUGUACGAAGAAAUAUAUAGCCCUUCAUUCUACACCUCGAAAUACGGGUACAAGGUGCAGCUUAAGGCAUAUCUUGACAGGAAUCCUUUCACCGGGGGAACGCAUCUGUCGCUAUACGCAUGCAUCAUGGUGGGCGAGUACGAUGCUUUACUGGAGUGGCCUUUCAGACGCAAGAUCACACUUUACGUCAUCGAUCAAAGCGAUCAGCGGAAACAUGAGACUCUUUUGAUAAACCCUGAUAAAGUGCUGUCAGAUCGCAAAAGAUGUUUCCACGGACCCAUUAUGGGUAAUAACGUUGGCUAUGGUCUCACUCGCUCUUUAUCCCUCGAGGAGCUGACAUCGGGCGGGUUCAUCGCGGAUGGCGUGAUGUUCAUCAAGGCGGUGGUCGAGUGAUACCACGUGACAGAGGGUGAACACGAAUUUGAGACUGCCACCAUAUCAUAUUUGAAUAGUAAAAUAUCCGCCAUAACUCUAAGGUAUUUGCCCAGGCUUAAAAGGUGUCUUAUUAUAUUUUAAAAGUUACGAUAAAGUUGUGGUUAUUUCUACAAAAUAUUUAUAAUCUAUAAGAUCUGCUGCAUCAGAAUUGUUAUGAUUGACACCUUGAGGUGUUAAGCUCAUACUUUUUUGUUUCGUUUUUAAAGGCGAUUGAAGGCAAUACAUACUCGAAACCUUUGUUCAAAUUGCUGAAACAUCUUCAUAAAGUUAACUGAGAAACUAAAAUUAUCCUUUUUCCGAGCCUAUAGCCUAUUGGCCGAUAUGUAACAUUGUAAAAAUCUAAACAUUGCGUUAUUUGAUUUGCAUUAUGAACCGUGUAAGUGAAAAAGAAACAAAACUACAAAAAGUCAAAAAUAAGUUCAUCACACCGUGAAGCGUGAGGGCCGAUGUUCGCUUCAUGCUUAAUUAUGCUAAUUACGGUAUUGUAACACAUUUUGAUACAUUGUGAAUAAUAACAUGAA
Messenger RNA from Nematostella vectensis (starlet sea anemone), 1563 nucleotides. RefSeq names its product TNF receptor-associated factor 4. The record is from RefSeq and is a predicted model, not a curated record. Gene Ontology annotation, biological process: protein K63-linked ubiquitination; tumor necrosis factor-mediated signaling pathway; regulation of canonical NF-kappaB signal transduction. Gene Ontology annotation, cellular component: plasma membrane signaling receptor complex. Lineage: Eukaryota; Metazoa; Cnidaria; Anthozoa; Actiniaria; Edwardsiidae. The transcript has 4 exons. Gene Ontology annotation, molecular function: zinc ion binding; protein binding. Bases 77 to 1000 code for a protein of 307 amino acids.